Racocetra persica is the source of this 976-nucleotide messenger RNA. The record is from the annotation of a GenBank genome assembly. Lineage: Eukaryota; Fungi; Glomeromycota; Glomeromycetes; Diversisporales; Gigasporaceae.
GGUCCUUUAAAUAAUUUUAUUGAGCUUUCUAAAAGUAUUGGUGGCAUUGUACAAGAUCAGAGUCAUUCAGUUGAAGAUAUUUUAAAAGCCCAACGCGACUUCAUACACAUUUCUACGCAGAGUACAAAGCCAAAAACUCCAGAAACAUUAGUUGAGUUAUUAAGACCAACUCAACAAGCUAUUGAAAAAGUUUGCGCAUAUACAGAAAAUAAUCGUAUUUCACCCUUCUUUAAUCAUUUAAUAACUGUGAGUGAAGGUAUUGGCGUGUUUGGUUGGGUCACAUUGGAAGAGACUGCUGAAAUGGAGGAAAAAUUGUUGUCCACGGUUAAAGGAUAUAUAGAAAGUUCUCAAUACUAUGCUAAUCGUGUAAUAAUGGAGUUCAAAGACAAGGAUCGUUCUCACGUCGAUUGGGCCAACAGCUAUAUUCUUCUUCUGACAGGAGUUCAUCAGUAUAUUACCAAAUUUCAUACUCAUGGACUCGUCUGGAAUCCAAAGGGUGCCAAACCAGAGACAUUCAUAGGCAAAAAACCUGUUGGGUCUAAAUCAACAUCUGUACCAACACCAUCUAGUGGUCCAGCUGAUAUGAGUGCUGUAUUUAAAGAAAUUAAUCGUGGAGAGGAUAUCACAUCCGCCCUGAGAAAAGUUGAUAAAAGCCAAAUGACCCACAAAAAUCCUAACUUACGGGCUGGUAGUACCGUGUCUUUUACUGGUGCCCAAAAAAAGGGACCCGCCGCUCCUCCAAAACCUGCAUCAUUAUCCCUUAAAAAACCUCCUAAAAAGGAAUUUGACAAUAAUAAAUGGAUUAUCGAAAACUUUGAAAACGAUAAUAACAUCGUGAUUGAGGAAACUGCAAUAAAUCAUUCAAUCUACAUAUUUGGAUGCAAGAACUCGACAAUAAGUGUCAAAGGCAAAAUUAAGGCUGUUACUCUUGGCAAGUUCAUCAUAAGCGUCAAGAGAGACAGAAAAUUUUGUUUCG